UCUGCCAGCGAAAGCAAUACGAUCAUGGACAGCUCGAUAGGACGCUUCUGGAACGCGUUGACGCGUAGGAAGCAGAAGGAAAUUGAUGGAUCGUCAUCACCACUGGCGCGUGUCUUGACGCUGUUCGAUCUCAGCGCCCUUGGCGUCGGCGGUACACUCGGACUCGGUGUGUACGUGCUGGCCGGAUCGGUAGCCCGCGAUCAGGCCGGUCCAGCGGUCAUCAUUUCGUUCCUGGUUGCUGCAUUCGCUUCGGCCAUUGCUGGCCUGUGCUAUGCCGAGUUUGCUGGCCGCUUUCCGAAGGCCGGUUCAGCGUACGUGUACUGUUACGUCAGUAUUGGCGAGUUCACUGCGUUCACGAUCGGUUGGAACCUGGUGCUGGAGUAUGUGAUCGGAACAUCGAGCGUAGCACGUGGUAUGAGCGGUUACAUCGAUUUGUUGGUGGACAAAAAGAUCAGCAGCACACUCCGUGAUGCCAUGCCGAUACACGUCGACUUCCUGUCCGACUAUCCGGAUUUAUUCUCGUUCAUGUUGGUGAUGAUACUGGCCGGACUGCUGGCGUACGGUGUGAAGGAAUCGACGCUCAUGAACAACGUCUUCACCAUCAUUAACCUAACCGUAAUCGUCGUCAUGAUGGUGGCGGCCGGAUCGAAGUGUGAUCCGGCCAACUGGGCCAUCAAACCGGAAGACAUUCCGGCCGGUGUUAACGGAGGUGCCGGUGGCUUUAUACCGUUCGGAUUCGCCGGCAUUAUGGCUGGUGCGGCCAAGUGUUUCUACGGAUUCGUUGGGUUCGAUUGUGUCGCAACGACCGGGGAGGAAGCGAAGAACCCAACGCGAAACAUUCCGCUCGCGAUCGUCAUCUCGCUGAUCCUCAUCUUCAUCUCGUACUUUGGUGUGUCGGCGGUGCUGACGAUGGCACUGCCGUACUAUCUGCAGGAUGCGGAUGCACCGUUUCCGCAUCUGUUCGAUUUGUACGCUUGGACGGCGAUCAAAUGGUUCUCGUCGCUCGGUGCGAUCCUCUCUCUGAGUACCAGUCUACUGGGGAGCCUGUUCCCGUUGCCCCGUGUGCUGUACUCGAUGGCCUCCGAUGGUGUCAUCUACAAGAAGCUGCAAACGGUUCAUCCGAAAACGCAGACACCGGCAUUCGCUACGAUGCUGUCGGGGCUGUUUGCGGCGUGUAUGGCAGCCUUCUUCAGUCUACAGCAGCUUAUUGACAUGAUGUCCAUAGGAACGUUGCUUGCCUAUACGAUCGUAUCCGUGAGCGUGCUGGUGUUGCGUUAUCAGACGCAGGAGUUGAUGAGCAGCACGGACAUCAGUGUGACCGUACCGGAGGUGCUCCGUCAGUUUGUGAAUGGAUCGCGCACCAAGGAUCCGACGUACGCUUCGUCCGCCGUCGUCAAGUUUUGUGUUUGUGUCUUUGCGCUGUUCGUCUGCGGCAUUUGCAUCAUUCUGGUCCCAGGCGAGGACUUCGUCAACGGUGAUUAUCCAGGUGUUCUCGCGGGAUUGGCCAUCAUGGUCGUCCUCAUGGUUGCCUCGUUCGUCGUCAUAUCGCUUCAGCCAACGGAUAGUGCAAAGCUGACGUUCAAAGUGCCGCUGGUACCGCUGCUGCCGCUAAUCAGCGUUUUCUCCAACGUGUAUCUGAUGUUCCAGCUCGAUUCCGGUACCUGGAUACGGUUCGGCAUAUGGAUCACGGUCGGUUACUUCAUCUACUUCACGUACGGUAUCCGUCACUCGAUCGAGGGUGAGCGAUUGCCUAUCAAAUCGGAGCAGGCCAAUGGCAAGGUGGCUAGCGCUCCCAACGGUAUCGACAAUGCGGCAUACGAUGAGGAGAAGCAGGUGGGCUUCCCCAUUCGUCGGCCUUCGUACACGAUUUUAAGCAAAUCGUAA
Messenger RNA from Anopheles aquasalis, 1884 nucleotides. Its product is annotated as cationic amino acid transporter 3-like. Lineage: Eukaryota; Metazoa; Arthropoda; Insecta; Diptera; Culicidae. Gene Ontology annotation, biological process: L-arginine import across plasma membrane; L-ornithine transmembrane transport. The record is from RefSeq and is a predicted model, not a curated record. Gene Ontology annotation, cellular component: plasma membrane. Gene Ontology annotation, molecular function: L-ornithine transmembrane transporter activity; L-arginine transmembrane transporter activity; L-lysine transmembrane transporter activity.